AUGAUUUCAAGAUUGGGAAUCAGAGUUGGUGGGUUCGGCCCCAAGGCCAGGCCAUCGUCGCAGUUUGUCUUUAGAAGGACAGUCAAGACCCCUACUAUAGACUGGAAGCCCAUCAAGUCCUCCGUUACAAACUUGGCUAGAGCAGAGAAUCAGGAGAAGCUGAAAGGCUUCCGUAGAUUCAUCUUGGGACUCAUGAUAGCCAUGCCUGUGAUCACAUUUUGGUUGGGAUGCUGGCAAGUGAAGCGUCUUAAAUGGAAAGUUGACCUUAUAGCUCGUUGCGAGCAUUUGUUGGCGGAACCACCAUUGGAAGGCCUACCCCAGCAAUUGGAUCCAUCAGUUAUACCGGAAUUCGAGUAUCGUCGUUUUAAGGUAAGAGGCCAUUUCGAUUACUCUAGAGAGCUUUUCUUGGGCCCUCGUAUCAGAAACGGCGAGUUGGGCUACCUUCUUAUCACCCCAUUUGUUCGUGCUGAUGGUGGAAAACCGAUACUCAUAGAACGAGGAUGGAUUGCAAAAGAAAAGGUUAUUCCAGAAACCCGUAACAAGGGUUACCUCUCGCACUUGGCCUUUCCACAAGGUGAAAUCGAGAUCGAAGCUAUGUUCAGAACGAUGCCAAAGAAGUCCAAGAUGCAAUACGAACACGAGCCAGGCACCAAGCUUUUCCAUAUCCCCGAUGUUGACGCCAUGGCGGUAGAAACUGGCAGUUUGCCAAUCUAUGCUCAAAUGAUGUACUCAUUGAAGGACAAGCAGGAUUGGGAGGGACCUAGCCUGAAUGUGGAAAAGAAGGGCUCAUGGAAAAGUCUAUUUUCCAAAGACACAACACGUAAAGCUGACCAUCUUCCAGACUCAGACACCGACACUACUCUUCAGUAUCAAGAAUUUGAAUUUGUCGAGCAGGGAGUCCCAUUGGCGGCCAUUCCCAAGGUCAACUUCACUAACAACCACAUGCAAUAUUUGAUCACCUGGUUUGGAAUUUCCAUAGCCAGCACAGCACUUCUUUUCUGGACAUUCUACAAGAAGAGAAGUACUGCAAGUGCCGAGAAAGUACUUGAUGCAAAGAGGAAGGAUAUGAAGAAACACUUCUAA
This is a messenger RNA of Candidozyma pseudohaemuli, 1083 nucleotides long. RefSeq names its product Shy1p (gene SHY1). The transcript has a single exon. The record is from RefSeq and is a predicted model, not a curated record. Lineage: Eukaryota; Fungi; Ascomycota; Pichiomycetes; Serinales; Metschnikowiaceae. Gene Ontology annotation, biological process: mitochondrial respiratory chain complex IV assembly. Gene Ontology annotation, cellular component: mitochondrion; membrane. The coding region runs from base 1 to 1083 and encodes 360 amino acids.